GUGAUUGUCCCUCGGCGGUCCCCGUACAGACGCAUGGCAGGCGCAGAUCACGUUGAAGGUGACUACAAACUAAAAUAAAACUACACCGGAGCGAAAAUGCCUCGUGUUUUCAGUCUGUUUGCGCUCCCGGUGCUGUCUGCCGCCGAUACCGAGGAGAAGGAGCCGGUGUCUUCGUUAAACCGGGACGAACUCUCCCUUUACACCGCUCCGGAGCAAAACUCUAACUUUAUCCAGCCGCAGCCGGGUCAGCUCGAGGAGACUGUGGCGUCUGUGCGGAGAUCAGUGGAGCCUUGCAUCUCUUGGUGUCAGGGCACGUACAGCAAAAUCAAACCAAAGAUCCAGCAUGGCGUCCAGGUGGGAAAAGACGUCUACACCUACCUGAGCAACCCCCCGAAUGAUUUCUACCCUAAAGCUGGAGUCAUCUGGUUUACCGGAAUCCUGGGUCUGUUUUUGGCUCGACGGUCCCGGAUUAAAAGGUUUGUGUAUCCAGCCGGGCUCAUGACGCUCAGCGCGUCCAUGUACUAUCCAGAGAAAGCAGCUAAUAUCGCCAAGAUGACCGGGGACAAAGUGUAUGCAGGAGCAGUGCAGAGCUACGCAGCUGUUGAGAAGAUGUUCAAAACUGAAGAGAAGCCGAAGAAAGAGACUGAGAAGGAAAACAAGCCAUGAUUUUAUCUUAUUUAAAUGCAUUAGUUAGUAUUUCAGGAAUUUGGUAUUGAAAGAAUGUUUGGGGAGCAGACUGUGGUGAAACAAUAGUGGACAAAAAUGACUAAACUCUUUAAAGAUCCUGUACCUGAUUUUUUUUUUCCCCCAUGCAUUUGAGCAAAAUGUGUCUUACCCCAGUACAGAUGCACUGUCUGGCCAAAAAAAAAAGUCGCCACCUGGAUUUAACUAAGCAAAUAGGUAACGAGGCUCCUACAGUUGGUCAGGUCUAGGUUCAGUCUGUGCUUAAAGAAUGAGGUCAGCUGACAUCUGAAUAUACUGAAUGACCAGAUGGAUUUUUUCUUCCCUGAUGACACGGGCAUAUUCUAAGAUGACAAUGCCAGGAUUCAGCGGGCUCAAAAUGUGAAAAAGUGGUUCAGGAGCAUGAGACAUCAUUUUCACACAUGGAUUGUCCACCACAGAGUCCAGACCUUAACCCCAUUGAGAAUCUUUGGGAUGUGCUGGAGAGUUGUGCAGCAGUCAGACUAACAUCAUCAAUGCAACAUCUUGGUGAAAAGUGAAUGCAACACGGGAUACAAAUAAAUCUUGUGACUUUGCAGAAGCUUAUCAAAACAAUGCCACAGCGAAUAUGUGACAUAAUCAAAGCUAAAGGCGGAACAACCAAAUAUUAGAGUGUGGGACCUUUUUUUUUUUUUGGUGAUGACUUUUUUGUUGGCCAGGCAGUGUAUAUUGUAUAAGCAGCUUUUGAGGUCAAAAUAAGUAGACUGUUUACUGUCCACAUCUAAUUAGUGUGUUUUAUUGCCAAAAGAGAAGGAAGUUAAUUGCUAGCUGUAGCUAGUUGUUAGUUACCGUGACAGCAAAAUUCCACUUUGUUCUCAGAGUUGUGAGAAGUGUGUAUAAACUCAUCGCUGUGAAUAAUUAGUGUGCUCAGAAGAAUUCAUAAAGUAAGUGAGAAAUAACUUUGUAACACUGCAAACAGUUUAAAAUGAACUAGUUUUGUUUAAUGUUAAAAACACUGAAAAUCAGGUACAGCCCCUUUUAAAGUUUUGAUUAGAUUAAAAUUUUUGGAAGUAAGACACUGUUCACAAUGCACAUUUUAAACAGCAAUAAGGAGCAUUAACUACUGAGAGCAGAAAUGUGACGUGCUUAAAGGUGCAAUAUGUAACUUUUCUGAUCCAGGGUCUCCCACCUGCUUGUCUCAAUGGAGAUAUUAUUGUUAGUAUGACAUUAAACCCAUCUUGCUUUUAUUGAAUUAGGCUUUUUUUAUUGCCACAAAAUUGAAAAACAUGCAUUUUGUGAGUGGGUUCAGACAGGACUUUCAUUUGACCUUGUAGUAUCACCUGCUCGUCUCCAGAAAGUGACAAGUUUAAUGCUGUAUUUAUGCAACAUAACAUCUCCACGUGGACAAGCAGAGGACGGCCCCCUCGCCAUGAAAGUUACAUCGUGCAUUUAUUUUACUAUAUUUUGGUAAACAUGGAUCACACUGGGCUGUCUGUACUGUAAAUGUGAAGUUAAACUAUAUCAAAAUGCAAUACAAUACUUAGCAAUUGCACUAACAUUGUUAUAUUUAUUGUACUGUUCGUUAAAACUGUACUUUUCACUUUAAACAAAUUUAAAAAGUCAUCUCCAAGUCUGCUAUCCCAAAACUGCUUUAAUAUGCCUUGAAAUUAUACUUAAACAAAUCAGCAGUAAUCACAUGGCAAUAAGACUGAAUUUAUAUGUUUUAUGUUAAGUGUUGUGAUUUUAGCUUUUGUGACUUUGAGGCCCAUUUUUUGCACUAAGCUUUUGAACGAUCUCAGGCUGGCCACAUCCUGUCACCAAUGUUUUACUUUAAUGUGUUAUGUAAUGCUGCAAUUCUUUGAAUGUUUAUUUAAGAAGCUAAUAAAAUUAUAUUUGUUCUAUACAAGUAUUUUUAAAUGAAUUAAAGAUCUCUAUAGUACAGUGUAUUUUCAGUGUUGUCAAGUUGCCAAAUGCCUUAAAUGUUUCCCCACCAUGCCAAAAUCAAUGUGACUGGUUUCAAGUUCAUGGAACGUUUUUAGACAAAGUUUGAACUUGUGACCUUUUGGUUGGAGGGAGGGAAAUGGUUACUCAGACUAGUGUUAAGUAGUCUCAUAAGUGAAUUAAAACCAUAUAAACAGAUUUGCCCUGGUUGAACGGUUAAAGAUGCUCAAUGCAACUUUUCUGGUGGAGGGUCCACCAUUUUGCUUCCAUGGAGAUGUCAUCUUUGCAAAUAGUCUUAAAAUACUAUUACUAACAAAUGCCUUUACUGUGAACAGGCUUGCCUCUUCACAGAUCUGACCUGUAACUUGGGCUGAUGAAGUCACCACCUCAUCGCCAUGCAGAUGAAAGUAAAAUGCUACACUGAGGAAUAUUCUAGGCAAAGCAAUGACAGCUCCAUGGAGACAAGCAGGUGGCAUACCCUCCACCAGAAUGGAUAUGCAGUCCACCUUUAAAUUUCCCAUUUUUGGAUAGAGAAAAAUAUCCUCUUAGAACUGGAUUCGUGACAUCACAGUCAUCACAUU
Messenger RNA from Periophthalmus magnuspinnatus, 3182 nucleotides. Its product is annotated as MICOS complex subunit MIC26-like. The record is from RefSeq and is a predicted model, not a curated record. The transcript has 2 exons. Gene Ontology annotation, cellular component: MICOS complex. NCBI's taxonomy places the organism in Eukaryota, Metazoa, Chordata, Actinopteri, Gobiiformes, Gobiidae. Gene Ontology annotation, biological process: cristae formation. Bases 97 to 666 code for a protein of 189 amino acids.